Messenger RNA from Armigeres subalbatus, 5399 nucleotides. RefSeq lists its product as uncharacterized. NCBI's taxonomy places the organism in Eukaryota, Metazoa, Arthropoda, Insecta, Diptera, Culicidae. The coding region runs from base 1449 to 4790 and encodes 1113 amino acids. The transcript has 11 exons. Gene Ontology annotation, molecular function: protein binding. The record is from RefSeq and is a predicted model, not a curated record. Gene Ontology annotation, cellular component: plasma membrane.
GCUCUCGAUAAGGGUUAGCACAACAUUCCUCCGUUCCGUAUUCACCCAUUUUACGUUUUCCCACCUCACCUUUGCUUCACUGACACUGCAUCCAUCACAACAACGUCACCGAUUCUGCCGUUGUCGUAUCACCUGCUGCAAUUUUCUCAUUCUUCUCAUCCCAAUUGGAAAACCCAAAAAAAAACCUUUCUCACCGAACAGAACGACACUCGCCAGCUGAUUCCAUUGGGCAGCAAUCGGCCACCAGCCAACCAACCAACCACUCAUUCUCUCAUUCUCUCGCUCACGUUCGGAAAACUCGCAUUUCCCAUCGCCCAGGCUCGCACGUAUUGCUCUAUGUCGACUUUUUGGUCCUCGCUGCUGGGUGCCGUGUCUAGCUUUGGUUAGGUGUUUCCAUCCUGCCGCAGGACUUCAGUUUGCUACCGUUCGCGUUCGGUUCCGGUUCGGGUUUCAGCAGUGUGUCCGCGAGGGAUCUUCUUUGCGAAUCGAAUGGACCUACAGUACUGAUUGGAGCAGUUCAACUUCAGCAGAUUGCCUCCAGGAGGAGGUGUACAUAAUCCGACUCAUCGAACGGUUCAGAAGCGAAAAUUCGCGAGUGGGUGGAAAAUUCUGCGGUGCCGGAUUUAUCCGCGGGGGAACAAAUGUGAAAAUUUUUCAAACGGAGGCUGACAGCCAAGAUGACGGUGUGAUGACGAUGAUUUUCGACCCAACAUUGUAGUGAUGGAGUGUUGAUGUGGGAUUUCGGGCAUCGGUACGAUGUGGCGACUAUAAGGAAAGACCUUGAAUUUAUGUGAGUCUGUUUUUGCCUACGUAGCAUUGUGAUGAAAUUUUGCGGAGAUUUUCCACGGCAGAGAAGGCCGGAGGCUGGGAAGGAUGGCGUCGGCAGGGUGUGAUCAUAUGAGCAAUGUGGUGCGAUGUGGUGUUUGUAGUGAGAAGAAAAUCCUGCAGCGAAGUGACGUCUACGAAGCGGUGCCAUGAAGAACAUCAACCAACAACAAGAAUAAUAAUAGUUCCUGAACGGGUGAAAAUCUUGCCAAGUUCGGCAGCAUAGCAGUAGUUGCAAGCAUAAUAGUGCAGGAAGUGCGCGAGUGUAUCACACAAGACCGAGAAUAAGAUCCAAAACAUACGACGAAGGACGACGGCUGGCUGCCACACAUAAGACGAAGACGUCAGUCGUCAUCCUCGGUGAUGGUGGUGGCGGCUGCUUGAUGCGGAUUAUACUGCAAUAAAAAGGAAAAAUAUAGUGUGUUCCCCAGUGUGUGUAUUUUGGCUUUGGAACCGAAAGUGCGAACCGCGAUACCCUCGGGGAGAGACCGCGGACAGCGGGAGCGGGUUCGAGACGAAAAGAAGCAGGAAGACACGAGGCAGCACAAUCACCCGGUGCUGUGCUAUGCUGUGUGCUGGUGUUUCCGGAUGUCCUGAAAAAGCAUAAAGGCUGAGACUCUCGGAUGGAUGAGUGGAAAUACCUCAUCGCGCUGCUGAUUGCGCUGUUGAGCCUUCGACUUCCGACGGUCGAUUCGAUCAAAGACGGCAACAGCGGAAAUGGACCGGCAGCUGCACAAUCACCGGGAAGUGCAACGGUACGGUCCACCGCAGGUGGGGGACGUGCGGCUCCCCAGGCGAUAGCUUCCCUCUCGUCGGCGUCGAUAGUGGCGGCCCUCGCUGCUCGACAGAACAAUGCGGCCUCUGCCGCAGCUGCCGCGGCCGCCGCCUCAGCCUCGACGGGUUCUGCUUCCAUCGGUAGUAAUGGGAGCAACGGUGGAACGGUUCUGAACCACUGCAAUUUGGCCGAGUUUCGAUGCGGCAAUGGAACGUGCAUUGCUUCGUCGAAGUAUUGCGACGGAAGCUUCGACUGCUUGGACAAAAGCGACGAGCCCCAGUUCUGUACAGCAUGCAACCGCACGCUGUACGGCGAAGUUGGGCGAACGUACGAGCUCCAGCUGCAGCCCCACCAGUUGCAGCAAUUCCUGCAGCACCGGCAGCAACAGGACGACGGCAAUGUGAAAAAUGCAUAUCCCUUCCUGUGCCAUCUUAACUUCACGGCUCCCGGAGGGGCGUACGGCGAUAUCGUGCAGCUCAAUUUCGCUAAAUUUAGCAUCGGAAAGUUUGUGCCCAGUAUGAACCUGGGAGGCGGCUUGAUGCAGGGCUACCAAUCGCAUCAGCAGCAGCACGAGGAGCAUCAGCCUGCGCACCGCCACGAGGCCUGCCUGGAGGGCUUCAUGACAAUCCGGGAGCAAGGCUUGCCCAAUCUGAACGGAAAGUGGUGCGGGACGGCUUCCGGUUACACGAUCUACUACAGCGAGACCAAGUCCGUUAACGUGAGCAUACGGUUGGAUCGGUUGCCCCCCAGUGGCAGCGGUGCCGGACUGAGCGGAUCGGGCGGAGCCACCAAUUGGCUGGAGUUCCGGUUGAUCUACAAAUUUCUGCGGCAAUCGGAAGCGAAGUUAAGAUCGGAAAAUCGAAUAUGGAACGGAGAUCGAGUUCCUGGAUCCUACUGCAAUAAAAAUUUCUACGACUGUGACAAGCGAAUCUGCCGAAUACGAUCGCCCAACUAUCCCGGCAUUUAUCCACGCAAUUUAACAUGUAAAUAUUAUAUUAAUCAUCGGACGCCACCGAGCGGGCUGCAUGCGAUGAUCGUCCUUCGGCAGCCCGACGGGCAUAAAUUAAACAUAAAGGAGCAGGCGACACAUCACGAGGCGAGCACCAGGAUUUUGAGGAGCUGGGAGCAGUGCGACGUGGAGCAAGAUUACCUCACGAUACACGAUGGAAAGUCCCUCGAGGCGCCUGAGAUAGGAAGGAUUUGCGGUGGUGACGCGCUGCCCGAUAUUGUAUCAAGCGGGCCAGACAUGAUGGUCCAGUUCCGAACAUCGCCGUACGACGUGCCGUUCCAUCCGAAUCCGGUUACAUUUCUGCCCGGAUUCGAACUUGAAGUGCAUGUCCUCUACGUCAACUCAAACUCGCAGUCCUACAUCCGUCAACCCGGUCGGUGCGAGUUCUCGAUCAGCGCUUUCGAAAGUCAAACCGGCGAACUGGAAAGUCCGCAGCAUACACUUCCACCGGAGAGUUCCUGCAUCUAUCACUUCCAGGGCCGGCGACACGAAACCGUGUGGAUCUCGUUCAUCAAGUACCACUCGGCCAUCGAUCCCACCGGAUUCGAAUCGCCGGCGGAGUGCGUGACGCAGCUACGCAUUUGGGACGGACGGUGGUCGGUUACCUCGCGACCGUACGGCAUGCAUCCAGAGUACACCCGAAAUGCGAGCUUGAUCGAGCAGAUUUGUCGCGAAGAAGUACCCCGACUUUGCUCCCGGUCAUUGAUCACCAAAGGGAGUCGACCGUGCUCGACUCAAGAGAGCUAUCUGUCAACUGGAUCUGACCUCACGAUCGAGUAUCGCCCCAGUCCGAUCGGUACCGCCCGAUUGUACGGACCGGCGUCUGCCUUCAAGCUUCGAUACGAGUUCGUUGACAAUUCGUUGGGAGGAGCUCCGUUGGAACCGUUGGUAGCCCCUUCGGCCAUGCCUGAACCGGCUGCUCUCGUCCAGUUCCAUCCGAAAUCUUGCGAUCGAGUAUUUCGGUCGUCAUCCGCUUCGAGGGGAAUUUUCCGAUCACCAUCGAAUGUGUUUCUCUACGGAAGGGGUGGUUCCCCAAAUAUUUCUUGCACCAUUCGAUUUGAAGCAGGAAUUGGGGAAAGCGUGAGGUUAUCCAUUACGCGAGCUCGCUUCGGUGGCCGAUCCUGUCAGAAUAUGCAAAACCGUUCGGGACGUUGGCACUGUAAUCAUCACAGUGGACCGAUAGCGGAUCUGCGAAUCAGCGAAGUUCCUUGGACAGAUAUACCACCACUCCCGCGGGAUUGUCUCUGUUCAGAUGUGUCAAGCUCGAUCAACCUAGCACCGCUGGCCGCCAGUAUCGUUGAGGUUCGUUUCACUGCCAUGCAAAUGGAGGUGGAUCAGGAUUUCCGGGAUUUCUACUUCGAAGGUCGGUACGAGUUUGAGAAAGAUGAAUGUGAAACGGAUUGGAGCGUUCGGCGGCUACGAGGUCGCAGUGGCGAUGCUUUGCUCAAACCAACUCCGUGCCCUGCACUGAUACAGCCGUGGCUUUUGGAACCAGAUACCGAAGGUAGCUACUUAGUUCUCAAGAUGAAAGGAUUUUGGAUGCCCCCACUACUACAUUCCGCUCCACCAUGUCCAACGGACGCUCGGAUCACCGUUUAUUCAACCAACAAUCCGAAGAAUUCAAGAGACCUUUGUCCCUCUGGGCCGGAUGUGGUCGCUUUCUCCGAUGGUUGGGAUAACGCCUACGAGUUCAGCGCCUUGGAAAUCUCCAAAAGCCUUAUCAUCGAGUUCAAGAGCUCCCGAAAACCACGAGAAUUCGAAGGAAACGACUACAAGUUUUCAUGGAUGGAGAUCUACCCCGGAAAUGACUGCCCUUACAAAUGCCAGGAGCUGCAGGCGUGCAUUCCCAGGGAGCUGUGGUGCGAUGGCAAAGUUCACUGUCCAUCCGGGCAGGACGAAAGCCCCACCGAGUGCGACAGCCAUAUGCCUCUGUCUCCACUACACGUGGGAGUGGCUGCUGCAACUCUUACUCUGUUCCUUUCGUUGGCAGCCGGUCUGACGGCUUGCGCUCGGAGGAAACGGGUUGAGAAAAAGCACCAACUGCAGGCGCACCACUUGGACACGAAUGGGCGAUAUCCGCACCAUCCAUCGUACGCGCAUUCAAAUCCCCAUCAUCACAUGUCCAGCAGUCACGCCCUGACGCCCAUCUAUCUGGACCCCACCAAGGAUAGUUUCUGUUGACAAGAGCUGGAGACUUCGGUGUAGCCCAUACCGAAGUCCCAGGAUUUCUACUACUUUGCGUUCAAUCGUUAGGCACUGUGCGGGCAGCAUUUGAAGGUGGGGCGACCAAGUGGAGCGAAUAAAUUGUGGUGAUGGCUUGAGCACCACCGCGCAUAGAGCGUUCAUCUCCAGCAUGCAGGCGAAACAAUGCAAGAAAUCCAAUAAUUAGGGGGAAAUAAACCAUUCGGAGGUAGAGUUGGGCGAACCGCAAACCGUAGAACGGUAUGACCUAUAAAACACGAAUAAUAAUCCGUAAGUAGGGUGACGAUGGGAAUUAGACGGUGGUAGAAUAACGAAUGGAGAAGUGGCAGUGAUUGAACCAAUUAAAAUGAACGACUGAGACGCGAUGUAGUGGAAAUGAUGAAUGCGAUUUUGGGGGUGGAUAGUGAUGCCUGGGGCAAGGCGGUGUAAUAAGAUGGAGAUUUUAGCGUGAUUUUUAAAUUUACUUCUAGGUGUUAUUUGAAUUAAUAAGUUUCUUAGCAAUUACCUUUUUGCAAGGUUUGCAUUAUUUUCAAUUGUCCAACUAAUAUCCUUUGAUACGUUGUUUUUUAUGCGCUUGUCAUACGUGAC